This is a messenger RNA of Corylus avellana, 1240 nucleotides long. RefSeq names its product downstream target of AGL15-4 (gene DTA4). The record is from RefSeq and is a predicted model, not a curated record. Lineage: Eukaryota; Viridiplantae; Streptophyta; Magnoliopsida; Fagales; Betulaceae.
GGAGCUUCACUUACCCUUAUUACUUUGUUAUGCCAAUGGCAAUUUCUCCUGAACCCGUGUCCGAAAAUCCGAUUGAUUUCCGUGCCCCGCCGCCUUCUCCGAUAGCUGCCGGCCGCCGAUCGACCGUCACCAAUGAUGAAAUCCUCACUGAAUUCCUCCAUCACUCGCUGCGUGUUCCCGACCUCGUCUUGCCCGAUAAGGUCUUUCCCCGCCAAAAGUUCAUCGAAAGCCCCCCGGUAAUUGAUUUUCAAUCCUUAAAUUCCAAGGAGAGUGAUCCAAUACGCAAGAUUUUGGAUUGCAUACCUGGAACUGGGUGCUUUCAGCUAGUGAACCACGGAAUUCCACCUGAAACUAUAAGUGCAGCAUUGGCGGUGGCCACUGGAGUUUUCCGUGUCUCGAUGGAGAAGAAGGCGGUGGUGACGAGGUCAUUGGAAAGGCCAUAUGGGUUUGAGGAAGGUCAUGGAGAUGAGGCUGAGAGUGAACUUAGUGAAGAGUUUGUCUGGUGUAGAGAUGAAGGCUUGAAGUUGAAAAUGGAGGGAAUUUGGCCACUUGGGUAUUCAAAUUUCUGUGAGAAAAUGGAAACCCUUUUGUGGGAGAUAGAGAAGGUUUCUGAGAAAAUUCUGCUAGCCCUCUGGGAAAGUUCUUUAAGAAGAUCAAUUUGUGGAAAUGAUAUGAUUCAUGGGCAAGAAGUUGGGUCAGUUUGUUGUCUCUACAAGCAUAGCAGGAAUGUUCCUGCUGAUCGAUGGUAUGAUGUGAUCAGGAUGCUGAUAAGGGGCACUGAUUUCUCUCAUGCUUUGUGUUUGCAUGUAUGUGAUGGGGCUUCAGAGUUCCAUGUUUACUCCAAGAAAGGCUGGGUAUCUUUUAUCCCAGAUAAAGGUGCUCUAAUCAUCACAGUUGGAGACCAAAUCCAGGCAUUAUUGAGUGGUGGGAAUUACAAGCAUGUGAUUGGAAGGCCAAUCUUUGAAGAUGAGAAAGAGGACUGUAUAUCAAUGGCUUUCCUCUAUUCCCCUCCAAGCACCAUCAACACCAGCUACUCCAAAACCAACGGGAAAAAGUCUGUUUCUCUGGGCCAACAAGCCUUGGUGGCUUUAGUUUUGACUCUUAUAUACCAAUUUUUUGCUUACAUUUUUAAGAAAUUUUGAUUUUGUCAUCUUUCCAUCAAUCAAUGGGAAUAAUGUAUAUACUUUUACACUUUGCCUAAUGGGGCAAAUGUCAUUUCAAUGAGGCCAAGGGAUGGGGA